Messenger RNA from Ananas comosus (pineapple), 837 nucleotides. Its product is annotated as expansin-B18-like. Gene Ontology annotation, biological process: sexual reproduction. Gene Ontology annotation, cellular component: extracellular region. The transcript is spliced from 4 exons. The record is from RefSeq and is a predicted model, not a curated record. NCBI's taxonomy places the organism in Eukaryota, Viridiplantae, Streptophyta, Magnoliopsida, Poales, Bromeliaceae. Bases 1 to 837 code for a protein of 278 amino acids.
AUGGAGUACUACAGCUUCAUCCUGCGUCUACUACCCUUAUUCUCCACCAUAGCUUUCCUACUGUUGCUCACUUGCUUUAAUAUCAGUGCUGCGAACUCCAACAACUCAAACGUAACCACCUCCUCUUCAUCAACCUGGUAUCCGGCCCGCGCCACAUGGUACGGAGACCCCCAUGGUGCCGGAAGCGACGGUGGUGCAUGUGGUUACGGAGAUGCGGUGGAGAACCCGCCUUUCUCAUCCAUGGUUUCAGCAGGAGGCCCCUCGCUCUUCAAAUCAGGCCACGGAUGUGGCGCUUGUUAUCAGGUGAAAUGCACCGGAAAUGGUGUGUGUUCUGGGGAGCCGGUGACGGUGGCGAUUGCUGACUUGUGCCCAGGAUGCCUCUCGGAGCAAGUCCACUUCGACAUGAGCGGAACGGCAUUCGGGGCCAUGGCGAUCCCUGGCGAAGACGAUCGGAUUCGCGAUGUGGGCGUCCUCACAGUACAGUACAUGCGAGUCGAGUGCAAAUAUCCAGGUUAUGACGUGGCGUUCUACGUGGACUCGGGCUCGAACCCGUACUACUUCGCGGUCGCGGUGGAGUACGAGGGUGGGGACGGGGACUUGUGGGGACUGGAUCUGAUGCAAGGUGGGUCGGACCAUUCGUGGCUCCCCAUGCAACACUCCUGGGGCGCGGUUUGGAUGUUGAGUUCCUCCGGCUCGCAACUCCGCGCCCCGUUCUCGAUCAGGCUCACCACCCUCUCGACCCACCGGACCGCAAUCGCGAGUCGGGUGAUUCCUAUUGGGUGGAAACCCGGUUCGACCUACCGGUUCAGGAUCCAAUUUAGCAGUGUCUCAGCUUAA